Protopterus annectens (West African lungfish) is the source of this 2235-nucleotide messenger RNA. It is a transcript of the gene OIP5, whose product is annotated as Opa interacting protein 5. Lineage: Eukaryota; Metazoa; Chordata; Ceratodontiformes; Protopteridae. Gene Ontology annotation, biological process: CENP-A containing chromatin assembly; chromosome segregation. The coding region runs from base 150 to 1604 and encodes 484 amino acids. Gene Ontology annotation, cellular component: nucleus; chromosome, centromeric region; chromatin. The record is from RefSeq and is a predicted model, not a curated record. The transcript has a single exon.
GAAGUGCGCACCUUCUAAAAGACACUUUUGACAACCACUUAAGCGCCCAAAUAUUUGGUAAACGGGAGCUGAUUGGUGUAGUCAUCUGAAGUGGGAGGCGGGAAUAGUAACUGCGUCGGUAAGUUCGGAGUGUAGACGAGCAAAGUUGGAUGUUGUAUGAGCGCUGUGAUUCCACUAUGAGUAUGAAGACGAGUAGUACUAGUGCCCCUUAUAGGAGUACCAGGCUACACAAAAAGAUCAUCACUGAGGCUGAACAGGUACUUCUGAAACCUAGCGAACCUGUCAGACAGAAAAGGGAAACCAUCCCAAGAAGCGAAUAUGUAGAACGGGAAGUAAAGAGCAGUCGCGCUUCCAGAUACAGAAGAGACAACGAAGCGACUACACAACACCAAGUACUUGUGACGAAUAACCAAGCUAAUAAACGUAGAAGGGAAACCCUACAAAAAGUUAAAUCUAAAGUGCAGGCAGCAAAGAGCCGUGAUUCCUGCUACAGAACCGGCACCAGCGAGGCUACAGCACACCUGGCACUGUUGAAGAGUAACGCAGCCAACCAACGCAGAGGGGAAACCAUGCGAAGGAAAAAUUAUGCACAACUUGAGGGGAAGAACAGCCAUUCUCCCUGCACAGGUACUGAAAAGACUGCAGAACACCCGGAGUGUAGUAUAGUUGUUGCAGUUGGAAGAACGAACAUCCAAAAGUAUGCAGAGCACAAGAGGAGGGAAACUUAUGCUGCCCAUUUAAGAAGGUCCACCAUGCAGUGCGAAGAAACCACAGAACACUACUUUACCCCAAAGGUACCCGUGACAGCUAGGGGCCCUGCCUACAGUGCCGGAUCUGAUAGUGAGGACUCACUGUCUGGGGAGGACAGUGACCUUGGAUGUAGUGCCAUACCAGAUAUGGAGGACAGUGACCUUGGAUGUAGUGCCAUACCAGCUAUGGAGGACAAUUACCUGGUAUGUAGUGCCAUACCAGAUAUGGACAGUGACCUUGGAUGUAGUGCCAUACCAGAUAUGGAGGACAGUGACCCUGGAUGUAGUGCCAUACCAGAUAUGGAGGACAUUGACCCAGGAUAUAGUGCCAGGUCAUUUAGUGAAAAUUUGACCAUACCAGACUAUGCGCCAAAAGGUCCUAGUCCGGAAGACUGUAUUGUCUUCAUGUGUGCAAAUUGCAACACUCCAUUAGGUGACUUCUUGAAGAUCUGUUCGGAGGACAAGCGACUGGAUGUGUUGGUUUGCCGCAGAGUUUCAGAAAAUCUUGUUUGGAAGGAGAAACUUGAAUAUGGAAGUGAGGGGAUUCUUCGUGCCUGUUUAUACAGGAAGUGUUUCUGUCGCUCUUGUGGUCAGUGCAGGGGGUUCAUCCUCUGCUCCACCCCAAAGUUCUUGGCACCAUUGAAGAACCAGUUUUGCCUUUCCAAGCAAGGCAUUAGCUGUUAUUGCUUAAAGGAUGGCUCCACUGUGCCUGCUUCAACUGUGAACUUUUAUAUGCCCCCAUUUGGUACCCACCUGGAUGAUGUAAAAAUCCAGUUAGUAGUUCUCCACCAACGCAUCGCGUCUUUGGAGGAACAGCUGCAUGAAGCGUUAGUAAAUCGGCACCUGCCUCUUUAGACUCCGAAUAUUCAUUAUUAAUAUCCAGAAACUCUUUUCUUCUAAUACUGCAGAUUGUUGACUGUUGCAUUAUGUCUGGAAUUUUUGUAGUGAAACAAAGUUCAGAAGUUAUGCAGUAUUGUAAAAUGUUGGUCAAUUUUGUGCUUUUGCUGUAAUGCCAAUAUUCCUGGCAUGUUGGAUGUAGCCAGUGGUUGGCAGUAACUACUUAAGUGUCUUUAGCAUGAGAAUGUACCUGGCCAGUUGCUGUUCUUGAUCGCUCCAGUUGUGGUGUUUAUUUUUUCCAUUUAUUUUCCAUUUAUCCAUUGACAUUCAUUAUUAUGUCUUGUGAGAUUUCCAUAAUACGAGAUUUGUGUGCAUUACUGUUGGCUUUGGCUGUAAAGUGAACGUCUGUGUAUGGCAAUGCACUAACUGAGUUUUUUCUUUAUUGCAAAGUGUAGGUACCAUCAUGAUGCAUAGAGGUGAGGACUGCAGUUCUUAACUGUUUUGUGUGUGUUUUUUUGCAUGUAUACAGUUUCUAACAUGGGCUAAGUCAGUUUUUAUGGUUAAAAGAGCUUCUGAAAACAUAUACUGAUGGUUGUUACUAAAAUGUUUAGUAUGUUUAAGAAAAAACAAAUAAAAGUUUCAAGCAUGA